Arthroderma uncinatum is the source of this 1824-nucleotide messenger RNA. RefSeq lists its product as uncharacterized. Gene Ontology annotation, biological process: regulation of transcription by RNA polymerase II; DNA-templated transcription. Gene Ontology annotation, molecular function: DNA-binding transcription activator activity, RNA polymerase II-specific; zinc ion binding; RNA polymerase II cis-regulatory region sequence-specific DNA binding. Bases 1 to 1824 code for a protein of 607 amino acids. NCBI's taxonomy places the organism in Eukaryota, Fungi, Ascomycota, Eurotiomycetes, Onygenales, Arthrodermataceae. The record is from RefSeq and is a predicted model, not a curated record. The transcript has a single exon. Gene Ontology annotation, cellular component: nucleus.
AUGGAUCGCGACCAGAGUCUUUCCCAAAGGGAGUUCUCAUCCUUUGCUACACGCCAGAACAGCGUUUCCAGCCAACGGCGCUGGUACGAUAUUUUUGCAAGAUGCACAAAACUUCAGUUCCUCGUUUAUGGUAUGGCUCACCAUCGACAAGACCGUGAAACGCCUUGGCUGCCACCAGAGUAUGAGUCGGUGCGGCCUCUCAUGGACGAUUUUACAAGAUUGCACCAGCUUAUGAACUCUAACCGCAAAGAUCGACCGUUUUCCAUAUGCCAUUCAAUUGGUGUAAAGUCGAGCCUGAACUCCUCACUGACUCGAGCAUUGUUACCAACGCGAACAGUAUGCAACGUGCUUGUUGGUGCCUAUAUCAAGACUUUUGAGUCGGUGCUGCGCAUCUUGCAUGUGCCCUCUUUCAUGGCAGAAUACGAGCGCUUCUGGGAGGCUAUACCGUCAGAAUCUGCGGUAAAUGAGGAGGAGGAGGUGUUGGCAUGCAAAAUUUUACUCAUAGUUUCACUUGGGGCUUGCAUAUGCGUCGGUUCCCAAGGCUCUACCGACGUAGACGAGUUGCCGAGUAACUUUUUUGGCCGCGCGAGCAGUUGGAUUGCGCAUGCACAACACUGGGUGGCACAGAAAAUGGUGACAGGCUUACUUGCAGACAUAGACCUGGCUCAGAUAUCAUGCCUUCUUGCUCUAACUAAACACACACAGCAUAGCUAUGGCCUAGUAUGUCACCCAUGGUAUUAUGACCUGAGUCGACUAGGAAUUUGGCUCGGCUUACACAGGGAACCACGAAUUAGCUUCCCCGAAAUGCCGGUUGGGGAAGCAGAGAUUCGCCGUCGUCUAUGGGCCACCAUGCUUGAGCUAUCGCUAUUGGUAUGUUUCGACAAAGGUUUACCAGCGGCCCUGACUCCAGAUAGCUAUAAUUGCGAGGCUCCGUCUAGUAUCGCAGACGAGGACAUCGAGCUCGGAUUAGUUGCUCAAUGCCUCACUCCAUCAACAGUGCUCGGGUUAUUGACACGAACGCAUCGUAUUCGUAUCCAGAUUUUACAUCUCAUCAAUGCUCCCUGCGUGUCUAAAGCGUACGAUGAGAGUCAUCAACUUGCAACAAAGCUAAAUGCGGCCUGCUGUGCAAAUUUGGACGAGGUACGCGCUUUUAGCAAGCCAGAACCGUCCGAAUUUCAAGUCACCCUCUUAGAGAUGUUUACGCGGCCAUUUGUGCUAGCCCUUCACGCACAGUUUGCUGAAGAGCCUUCCAACAAGUCAGCAUACUACUCGCGCAGGAUGCGGAUGGAAAUCUCAUCCUUGCUCCUUCUGCCAUUCUCUACAUUACCAGUGUCAUCAACGUCCGCACAGCACCCGAUUUCAGUGGAUACAGGGAGCACCGGAGGGGAAAAGCGAACAUCCACUGGCGAGCAAGCCAUACUCGCGGCGCUUCGAAUCCAUGGACAUGGGCAUUUUGCGCUUGUACAGCGUCAAGCAACAGCGUCACUAUGCUUGGAUUUAGUUAGUGAACUUGAGGAGAAUGAGUUCCCGACGCUAGAAAGCGCUUCACGAAACAGGUUACGCGAUGCACUACGAGGCGCUGUAGAUAUAUUCACACGUCGCAUGAAGGUAACAGAAGGCGCGUGUUCAACGCAUGAGUUGGUCUUUUUCACCAGCGCUAAGGCCUAUAUAGGUGCCCUCCAACGCAAAUGCACGCCUGGAGAGGCCUAUAAGGCUAUCACCGAGGCUGCGCGACGAGCUCUAGCUUCAUGCUGCGCAGAAAUGGAGAGAAGAUCAAAUGAUUGUACGCGGUGGAAGAUGUUCGAGGGACUAUUUGGAUUGUAG